Rotaria sp. Silwood2 is the source of this 237-nucleotide messenger RNA. NCBI's taxonomy places the organism in Eukaryota, Metazoa, Rotifera, Eurotatoria, Philodinida, Philodinidae. The record is from the annotation of a GenBank genome assembly.
AUGGCUAAUCUUUCUGAUGAACAACUUCAAAAAGAAUUUAGACGACUUGAUAAAAACGAUGAUAAAUCAAUUACAGUUGCCGAAUUAAAACAGUAUUAUGUACCAAUGCAAGAAAUGCUUGGUGUACCACAAGAAAUUGCUGAACAAGAAAUUCAAGGUUUUAUGAAACGUCUUGAUGUUGAUCAUGACGGAAGAAUUACUUUUGACGAAUUCAAAAAAUUUGUCAAAAGAGCUUAA